Molecule: messenger RNA, 321 nt
Organism: Protopolystoma xenopodis
Lineage: Eukaryota; Metazoa; Platyhelminthes; Monogenea; Polystomatidea; Polystomatidae
Source: the annotation of a GenBank genome assembly
UUUCAUUUUAUAACUGCUGAGCAAUCUAGUCUAUUUGAUUAUAAGCAUCAAAGAAAUUGUACUGCUUUGUCUCUAGGUCUUGGAUCGACGGUGCCUGAGCUAGGUGACCUCUCUGGAAUGCCGGUUAUUGCUAAGACGCGAUUCAGCAUGAUCACUCCGGAGCUAGAAAAAGUCAUUCCAAUAGAUACCAAGUCCAUCCUCCUUUGUGGCAUCGAAACUCAUGUGUGUAUACAGCAGACAGCUUUGGACUUUGCUGAAAAAGGAUUAGAUGUUCACAUUAUUGCAGAUGCAUGCUCUUCCAGGAAUAUGGUUGACAGAUAG